GUCAGAAGUGGGAUUCGAACCCACGCCUCCAGGGGAGACUGCGACCUGAACGCCAGCAGCCGGCAGCGUGGCCGUCCAACAUUUCGCAAUGUUGGAGGAUGACGGCCAAUCAAAUCCGCGGCUCCAACAUUCCCCCACCAAUCGUCUUCGCCCAGCUCCAACAUUUGACCAAUCACGACGGAGAAAUGUUGGACGGAGCCGAGCGAAAUCCGAGCGAAGCCGAGGGAAGCCGAGAAGAUUUGCGGUAACGGCCGUCGUUUUUGAAACGGAGUUUGAGGCGACUAACGAGAAAAGUUGGACAGCAAGUGAAAUGGCAACAUCUUCCAAGUCCCACAAGGCGAUGGCGGACUCAGAGUGGAUGUCCCGCCUGAGGAAGUUUGCCAGCAGUGGCGUCUGGCCUGCAGGUGAGGGAAACAGGCCAGCUCCCAGGCAGAAGAAAUGGUUUGCCCUCUAUCAGAUGAUCGAGAGAUGUCCAAUGCAGAGACCAGGACAGAGGUCUUUGUUUGGGCAAGAGAGGCAGUGUGUGUGUCAUUUUCACACGCAGAGGGGCUCUGUGGGGCCACAGAGUGCAGCAGCAGCAGGUUACGUCCAGGGCUCUGUAGGCCCACAGAGUGCAGCAGCAGCAGGUUCCGUCCCGGGCUCUGUAGGCCCACAGAGUGCAGCAGCAUCAGGUUCCGUCCAGGGCUCUGUAGGCCCACAGAGUGCAGCAGCAGGCCAGCAGAGUGCAGCCGUGGGACAAGUGACAGCCGGCCAUAAACAGAGAUUGUUAAAUUUGUCAAUGUUUACCAAGCCGAGAUUUGGUGGCGCUCAUGUUGCUGCUGCAAAGCCAAAUCUGAGCAGAGCCAGAAAAGCAACAGAGACCCAAGUCGUCAGCCCCACUGAAUCAUGCACCAGCUCCCCAGCCAGCAUUGCUGUCUCAUCUCCAGACAUUGUGACAGAUGCUCCAGGUCCAGUGCCUGUCCUCAGCACCACAGCAGUGUGUGCCACCGUCACAGCUGCGCAACCCAGGACAGAGACAUCACUUCAGCUGCCCCGUUUGUGGUCAGAGGGUUUGCCACCUGCAGACCACAAAUGGAUUGAAAAAUAUGUUUUGAAGAUGGGGCCCAGGGGAAAACUAGAGCUUCAAGACAACUUGAAGCUCUGGUACUAUCCACCACAGCCAAGUCCCCUCUACCACCAGGCUCCUGCUCCAGACCGGUUUUUCGCCCACCCACUUCUUGUUUGGAUGCCCUACAAACUGUGGAAGGUGAGGGUGGUCUGUCCCAACCCUGCCUGUGGACGCCACCAACUCACAGGAGCAGGACUGCACAAGAGGGCACGUCGGGUUCUGGAUGUGGACAGGAUCUACAACAUGGUGACAGAGACUCUAACCUGCACCAAGUGUAGAGCCAACCACGUGUCUUGGAGUCAGACUGUCCUGAAACAACUGGACUUGGCACACAGGUCGGAAUUUCGGGUCAUCCUAACACAAAAGUUUGCUUGUGAUAUCCGGGUGAUCCGACUUCUGCGGGAGAGAGGCCUGGGGAACAGCCCUACACGGGUUUUGAAGCAGCUCAGGGAGAACCACACAGAGGAAUGGCUUCACCGUGUGGCACGGUACACCACAGAGUGUGUGGACUUCCUCCAGCGGCCCGGACUGUUGCCCAUGGCGUUCCCUGAGCCUCCAGAGCCUGCUGUGGUGCCGAGCUGUAAGUGGCUCCUCUCCGUUUACAGCCAGGAUAUUCUGACGAGGCUGGAGGACAUCAAGGCCAGAAUCACUUCCAUCUAUGGCAACAUACUAAAGAUGGAUUCCACUAAGAAGAUCACCAAGAAGCUUGCCGGGACUGCCAAGGGCACAGCACUCUGGCUCACCUCAGUGGGAAAUGAGUAUGGUCAGAUACUGAUGAGUGUGCUGACUGCUCAGGAGGGAACUGGCCUGGACAUGAUGGCGGCGGAUCUGGUCAAGCGGUACCAGCGGGCAGGUGUGGACCCCCCUGUCAUCCUGUAUGUGGACUGUGGCUGCUGUGCUGAGGCGGUGGAGACCAAGUUGAAGGUCAGAUUCAGUGGGUGGCCAGACCUGACAGUAAGGCUGGAUAUCUGGCACUUCAUGCGCCGACUUGCCCUGGGAUGCACAACAGAUGCUCAUCAGCUGUACCCAGUUUUCAUGUCGCGCCUAUCAUCAUGCUUGUUUGAGUGGGAUGCAGCUGAUUUAGCUCUGUUGCGUGAAGCAAAAAAACAGCAGCUUCAGUCUCAGGGCCGGCCUUGUCUCACCGAUGGGGACAUCAGCAGACACCUGUCCAGGGAGGAGCUGGCUCUCCACUGCCGGAGGAGGACCCGUGGUGAGGAGACCACCACUAAGCUGCUGGAGGAGCUGCUGCAGGGGCUGAUGGGUGAUAGCGGGAACGACUCCCUUGGAGUUCCGCUGUUUGACAGGGAGAGGAUGCAGCACAUCUGGCAUGUCCAGAAAAAGCACAUCAAGUGCAUCCAGGAUCUGCCAGGUGUUGCUUUGUACACCAAAACAGGGGAACUCACAAAGGGAGGUUUGCGGCUACCGACGUACAGAUGUGCCAGAGGCUCGACAUCUUUGGAGUCCUUUCAUCUCCAUCUGAACCGCUUCAUACCAGGGACCAGUGCCAACAGCCUGAAUUUUCAGGCAUACCUGCUGGAGGGACUCCAUAGGUGGAACCAGGACCGCGGUAGUGCUGCGCUAUCUACUACACCAUCACCUUUACGCAGCUACUCGGGUGACCUGCUUCACUGCGUAAACAAAAACUUCGAGACGCUGUUUGGCAAGAAGGUGGCACCAGAGUUCUGUCCACCCUCACGUUACACUGGAGAGCUCAUAGGGCUUCAGUAUCUGUUCCGGCAGACUGGUCAGGCACUGCAGGACAUGCACCCUGACUCAGAGGAGACUGCUGAGUUGAUUGAACAGCACGAGGAUGAUGUGGAAACAGAUGAGGGCUUCGCUGACAUCCCAGACGACCCCACAGUGGCGGACCUGGAGGUCCCUGCAGCGUCUCUCACUCCUGCUCCCUCAUCCAGUCUGGUGUCCACCGUCUCCACCCUGGUGAUCACCACAUCUGGCAUGGCUCCUGGCACAUCCACCCUGAGCGUGGGCACAUCCUCAGCGGUUUUCGGCUCAUCCACCAUAGAUACUGCCCUGCCUCCUGGAACAUCAGUCCUGGCUAUUCGCACAUCUUCCAUGGCCUCUGGUGCAUCCAUCAUGCCCUCUACUUCAUCUGCUGAGGCUGGAGUGGAUAUGCAGGCUGAAGAUGAAGAUAUGGCUGUUGAUGACCAAAAUAUUCCUGGAUACCAGCACGUGGACAGACUGGCUGAGUAUCUGGUGAAGCUGCGGGAGCAGACGUCUCUCUAUCUCACCAACCAGCAGACCAGUGCCAUUAUAGCGCUGUGGGAGAAGCUGGACGAAGGUGACAAGCAGCGGGUGAUUUAUGCAGCACGACACCAGGGGAGACUUUUGAGUGGACGGUUCAGGACACCGAAGAAGCCCUCACAAACUCCUGGUGUGGAGAGCACCACCCGUUGCAUGUUAGGUGCAAGUAGUGCUCCUGCUCAGUGGCCAAACUGUUGUCGGUUGGUGGAGAACAUUUUUAUUAGACUCUGUGAUCUCCACCAAGGCCCAGUGAGGAAAGGCAAGGGGGCUGACUCAAGGUGGUCCUUAAUUCUGAGAGACUACCACAAAAUCAGGCAGCUUGUUGUUGGCAACUCUCUGGUGAUGCAGGGAUCAGAGAUUCAGCUGGUGGAGGUGAAUCAGAACACCCUCAUCCAGUGGCACAACAGCAGGCAGAAGAGGCAGGAGCUCUCUGUGCUGCUUCAGGGUACUGUGUUGCCUCCAGCCCUUCCUGAGUCUGAGGAGCCUCUUCAGGAAGCGAGAGCUCUCCCUGCUGAGCCCAGGUCAGCUCGACACGAGCACCAGUACCACCUGCCGGAGAGCACAGCAGGUCAGGCACAACAGAGGCCGACAGCCUCUAGUCACCCCAUCAUGCCAAAGGCACCAGUGAAGAGGCUUGUGCUUGUCAUGCCCCCAGCACCUCAGAUCGCCACGGCAACAGGACAAAUUCUUCCUCAUUUUGUCACAGUGGCCCUUCCUGCACCGGUUCAGGGCACCAACCCUCAAAUAACUGAGCCCAACACCACAGCGGAGUCUGGACCUCCACCAAAGAGGCCCUACAGGAGAACAGUGGAGGCAAACACCUGUAAAAGGUGUGGCCAGUUCCGCACUGCUGAGACUGGACACAGCCAGUACCGUGGCAGAGUGUAUUGCCCUGCGUUUGAUACACUCACCAAACAGCAGUGGUUGGAGGAAAUGAGGAAGAAAUUCUCAAAAUAACUUGUAAUAUAUUGUAAAUAAAUAAUCCUUGUAAAUAAUAGUUAAAUUGUAAAUAGUUUGAAAUAUUCUUUGUUUAAGUAUUAAUAUAUUAUCCUGUUUACUGUGAAUAGUUGUAUGAUAACUCAAUAUUUCUACAUUUGAUAGAAAAGAAAAGUUAUAUCCAUUGUAAAUAGAUAAUGGUAAUUGACAAUUGUAUUGUAUGUAAAGUUUAGUUUAGUUGUUACUAAGCUAGUUGUUAUUAGUUGUUUAGUUGUAUUGUAAACUUUGGUUUAGUUUUGGUUGUUACUUAAAUGUUGUUUAUUGAAGUAUGGCUACUGUGGUGUGAAAAAAUCUAAUUUUCUAUAUUUUGAUUCUGUUGUAAUUAAAUCUUUCCAAAGUUUCUGUUUCUUCUCUCCAUGAACAAACAAAGCUGGUGUACACCAAAUGUACAAGUGGAUGUUUUUAAUGAUGACAACGACAACAUUCAACAACAGUAACAGUUUACAAUUUAAUUAACUUGACAACUCUUGAAAAAACAGCAUGUUAUUUCAUUUCAUUUAUACAGGAAAAGAUUAAAAGUUACAGGCAACAGUUAAGUUGUUACAGUUUUGUUACAGUGUUGUGCAGCACAUCAACAGCAUGUUCAUUUUUCUCUAUGAAAACAGAGAGAAAGAAACAUGCUCAGAAAAGGCUUUUUUUUUUACUGAUAAAUGAUGGAGGUGGUCUCUUGUAAACAUGCGCAGGAAUUUCAGAAUGACAGUCAGCAAUGGAAAGAUCUGCCAUCCAAGUGAUGAGCCUUUGUCAGUGGGCAGUGUCACUAUUUAUAAAAAGAUGCCAAAUGAUCCUCAUUUAAGUGAGGAAGCAUUUAUUAAUUAUUGCCUAAAUAUUUACAACCUAAGGAAGGAAAUGGAGGCCCCGUCAGCGCCCAAGCUAGGGAAUACCCCUAUCGCCGGUGGUUAUGUCCAAAUAAGGCAAUGUGCGUCAAGGAGCGACAGUUCGUCGGUUCGAAUCCAGGCCGCGGUGUGUCAAAAACACUUGAACGCAUCAAAAGUUUCCAAAUUGCGUUCAGGCGGCUAGAAAUGCUUUAUAAAUGUGCAAGAUGGCCAAUGUUUUCCUUCUUUCCUCCUUUUCUCCCUUUUUUCCUCUUUUUCUCCCUUUUUCCUCUUCCCCCU
Acanthopagrus latus (yellowfin seabream) is the source of this 5478-nucleotide messenger RNA. RefSeq lists its product as uncharacterized. Bases 89 to 4327 code for a protein of 1412 amino acids. The transcript has 14 exons. The record is from RefSeq and is a predicted model, not a curated record. Lineage: Eukaryota; Metazoa; Chordata; Actinopteri; Spariformes; Sparidae.